CAUUCUCUCCUCCCAAAAAUUUCAAUCCCCUUCUCUCUCCCUCUUUUGAGAUUGUUUUUUUCUCUCAAACACCAAACUCUUAAAAGAGUCAUUGUUAGUUUCUUUUUAUCCCUUCUAUAUUAAUCUCCAAACUAUAUAGAUUGCCCCUUUAUAGGUUUCUUCUAUUAGCUAGCUAGCUAGACAUGAAGAACCCACAAUCAAACUUACCACCAGGGUUUAGGUUCCACCCCACAGAUGAGGAGCUCAUCCUCCAUUACCUUAAGAAGAAGAUUGCUUCAACACCCUUUCCUGUUUCCAUCAUUGCAGAUGUUGAUAUCUACAAGUCUGAUCCAUGGGACUUGCCAGCUAAAGCUGCCUUUGGAGAGAAAGAAUGGUACUUCUUCAGUCCUAGAGAUAGGAAAUACCCUAAUGGAGCCAGGCCUAAUAGAGCAGCCGCUUCAGGGUAUUGGAAGGCAACUGGCACAGACAAGGUCAUAGUAGCAUCAACAGUGGCAGCUGGUGGAGUAGUGCAAGAAAAUAUUGGUGUCAAGAAGGCUCUUGUCUUCUACAAGGGUAGGCCUCCUAAAGGAAUCAAGACUAAUUGGAUUAUGCAUGAAUAUCGCUUAGCAGAUGCCCCCACCUGCAACCACAAGCCCGUCAGGCCAAAAGAUUCAUCCACCACAAUGAGGCUAGAUGAUUGGGUUCUCUGCCGGAUCUACAAGAAAACACAUGCUUCUCCUCCAUCAGCGGUGGCAGCAGCGGCCGCUAGUGAUCAUGACCAAGAAGAAGAAGAAGAAGAAGAGGAACAAUUUGUCAAAGAAAAUAUUUUACCAAGCUUGAAAACCCCCAUAGCCAACAAAUCUCUCAUUCCCCAAAAGUCAUCUUCUUUCUCAAACCUACUUGAUGCCAUGGAUUACUCUAUAUUGAGCAGUUUCUUAUCUGAUAACCAGUUCAAUCCAACAGGGUAUGAUUCAAUCCCAGCACUGAAUACUACUGCCAUAUCAGACCAACCUCUCCUCAAUAAUUUCAACCCUACUACCAAUAGCAGUGGCAGCAGCUACUUGCUUCAAAAGCUACCUCAUCAGUUGAAUAACGCUCCACUAACGCCAACCAUGGAAAACAAGCUCAAGCGUCCGCUUUCAAUCAUUGAUGAGGAUCUCCAUCAGUACCCAUCAAAGAAACUCGUCAGUUCUUGCAGUUUUACUAACAGCACAAGCCAAACUGAUCAUAUGGCUCAUUAUCAAUACAAUUUCUUGAACCAGCAACUGCUUUUGAGCCCUCAUCUUCAGUUCCAGGGCUAAAAUCCGCACGAUAUAAGUUCAAACUAUAUCCCAGGGAAAAAAAAAAAGCCAAAAAGAUUCAGCUAGGAGAAGUAAAAGGAACUGCCCAUUUCUUCUGUGCAGAUUUAUAGAAGGGAUGCAUGUUUUGUGAUUUUUGUGCUGCAAAUUGUACUGCUUGAAUCUGUAUAUGUGGUGUCAAGAAGAAGAUGCCAUUUGAUUGUCAAAAGAUGUUUGCCAAAAAAAAAAGGAAAAGAAAACCAACCUCACAAACAAAAAUUGUAAGAGUACUACUUGAUAUGGAAUCACCAUACACACAUGAUUUUUGUAGAAAAUAUAUGUAUAACAAUAAUUUGGAUUGGCAAA
This is a messenger RNA of Ricinus communis (castor bean), 1622 nucleotides long. RefSeq names its product NAC transcription factor 47. NCBI's taxonomy places the organism in Eukaryota, Viridiplantae, Streptophyta, Magnoliopsida, Malpighiales, Euphorbiaceae. Gene Ontology annotation, molecular function: DNA binding. The record is from RefSeq and is a predicted model, not a curated record. Gene Ontology annotation, biological process: regulation of DNA-templated transcription. The transcript has 3 exons. The coding region runs from base 183 to 1280 and encodes 365 amino acids.